This is a messenger RNA of Camelina sativa (false flax), 1211 nucleotides long. RefSeq names its product truncated transcription factor CAULIFLOWER A. Gene Ontology annotation, cellular component: nucleus. Gene Ontology annotation, molecular function: DNA-binding transcription factor activity; protein dimerization activity; RNA polymerase II transcription regulatory region sequence-specific DNA binding. NCBI's taxonomy places the organism in Eukaryota, Viridiplantae, Streptophyta, Magnoliopsida, Brassicales, Brassicaceae. The record is from RefSeq and is a predicted model, not a curated record. Gene Ontology annotation, biological process: positive regulation of transcription by RNA polymerase II.
CUUUCCUAAUUAGAUCAAGCUUCGUCGUUAUCUCUCUCGUCUUUGGAUUUUUUCAUAUAUAAUUAUAUUUAUUUUCACGAGAAAUGGGAAGGGGUAGGGUUGAAUUGAAGAGGAUAGAGAACAAGAUCAAUAGACAAGUGACAUUCUCGAAAAGAAGAGCUGGUCUUUUGAAGAAAGCUCAGGAGAUCUCUGUUCUUUGUGAUGCCGAGGUUUCCCUUAUUGUCUUCUCCCAUAAAGGGAAACUAUUCGAGUACUCAUCUGAAUCUUGCAUGGAGAAGGUCCUAGAACGCUACGAGAGGUACUCUUACGCCGAGAGACAGCUGACUGCGCCUGACUCCCACAUUAAUGCACAGACGAACUGGUCAAUGGAGCAUAGCAGGCUUAAGGAUAAGAUUGAGCUUUUGGAGAGGAAUCAAAGGCAUUAUCUGGGAGAAGACUUGGAAUCAAUGAGCCUCAAGGAGCUCCAGAAUCUGGAACAGCAGCUUGACAUUGCUCUUAAGCACAUUCGAUCCAGAAAAAAUCAACUAAUGUAUGAGUCCCUCAACCACCUCCAUAGAAAGGAGAAGGAGAUACAGGACGAAAACAGCAUGCUUACCAAACAGAUAAAGGAGAGGGAAAACAUCCUAAGGACACAACAAAAUCAAUGGGAGCAGCAGAACCAAAACCAUGACGUACCACCGCCGCAACAGUUUCAACCCCCACAUCCUUACAUGAUCUCUCAUCAGACUUCUCCUUUCUUAAAUAUGGGUGGUAUGUACCAAGGACAAGAUCAACCGGCGAUGGGGAGGAACAAUCUGGAUCUGACUCUUGAACCCGUUUACAAUUGCAACCUUGGUUGUUAGGCCGCUUGAAUAGACUCCAUCGAUCUAUCAACCAUUAGAAAAUAAGAUAAGAUCGGUUCUCUACACACAAGAUCUAUAAACACCUUAACUAAUAGUAUCUAUUUGGCUUAUCCCAUGCAUGCUCUUAUAUUUGGCUUAACCAUGACGUACCACCCCCGCAACAGUUUUCCAUAUCAUAUCAACAUGAUGAAUCCUUUUUCCAAAAAUAAAAUAAAAAUCAAGAACCACUCAACAUUUCUUGUAUUUCGGGGAGCCAUAAAUGUAAUCUUCGGGAGCGGAGAGAGUGGGAAAACUAGAGAGAAUUAUUGUUCGAACCUUUUAUAUAUUAUUAUCUCUCAUCUUAUAUUGUAAUUGUAAUAUUUUUUUAGA